AUGAUAACAGCAACUAGAUCAUUCAAUUUUAGAUUACCAUAAUUAAGUAUUAAAAAUCUUGAUAAAUCUAAUAAACCAACUAUCAGAUCUAUUAAUAAUGUUUAUGAUUACUCAAAUUCACCACUUAAAACUAAAACUGAUAAUAUCUCUCGUGGUUCACUUUCCACUCCCUUACAAUAUUGUAGAUAUUCCUAUUAUAAUAUAUGUAGAGUAGAUUCUUCAUUUAAUGAUUAAGAAAUAUUUAGUGCACAAAUUAAAAGUGUUUAAAGAAAUAAUAAUAAUAGCUAUAAUAUUAAUUAAGAUUAAAGUGAUAAAUUAUCAUCAAGAAUCAAAAAUCUUACAAAAACUAAAAAUAAAAUCAAAGAAUCUAUCUCUACAAAAUAAUAUAAAAAAACUGAACCUUAUAUUCAAAAACAAUCUGAUAAAUAAUAAUCAAAAAGUCCAAAAUUUACUCUAAAAACAGAAGAAAAAAAUGAUGAAUUUGCUAAUGAACAAAAAAAACUCAUCCAAUAAAAAAUGUAAGAUAUCUAUACAUAAGUAUAAACUAUACUCAAAUCUCAUAAAGGUUAUGUUAGAUAGUCAGAAAAAAAAAAUGUCUAUAUUAAAUUAGUCUAAUUAAAAAAGGAAUUUAAACUUGUUAAUCAAGAUUAUAAUGAAUUCUAUAUUAAUCAUACGAAUGAUCAAUUUAAAUGUAAUAUAUAAUACGUCUAUGAUUAGUGGAUUUUUUAAUUGUCGAUCGAAUUGAAUAAUUAAAAUAAUUAUUUGAAAAUAAAAGACCUACUAAACGUACUUGUGGUAGUCUUUUUGAUGGAAUAGAUAUAUCUAUUGUAAUUCAUACAGAAGCUGAUGAAAAAAUAAAUAAUAUUGAUUUUAAAGAAAUAUCUGAAAAAGAUUUUGAACAAUCUCAUGAUCAAAUUGAAUAAUUCGCUGAUUAAAUGACAGAUUGUUCACCAACUAAUAGUACAACUAGAAGAAGAACUACUAAUUUAAAUAAAAGAGUCUCCAAAUAAUAUGCUCUAUAACCAAUAUAAAUCUAAUAAGAAAUUAAUCAAUAAUCUCAAUAGAUCAGAAGAAAAAGUAGUAUUAAAUCAAUCAAUAGUCCUCUUACACCCAAAACUCCUAAUUCUCCAUCUACUAUAACUUCAAGGAAUAAUAAGUUUACAGCUUAAUAAAUUUUAUAAUAAAAAUUAAAAUUACCAGCUACUCCACCAAAAAAGUAAGAAUAAUAAUAAUUCUAAGAAGAUUAAAAUAGUAUUUUAAAAAAAGAAAUUUAAAAAAGGUAAUCUAAACUCAUUUCUCGUAAAACAACUUUAGAUAUAUAAAAGGAAUCAAAAUAAAAGUUUAAUUUAAAUUCUAGAAACAGUCUUAUAGAAGUAUCUGAAAUUUCUGAAAAUGAAUAAAAAAUUAUCCAAAAUUUCUAAAUUAACUAAUCAUAAAUUUCAGAACCUGAUCAUAUUUAAAAUAUUUUAGAAUAACUCUAAGUUGAAAAUGAAUAAAUUACUAUAAAAAAUUAAUCAUAAACUUAAUAAAUUGUUUCAAAAAAUGAAUAAUAAUAAGAAUAACAUACAACUUAUAAAGAAAUUAAAGAGUCUAAAAUUAUAUAAGAAUUGUAUUCAACUAAUUUUAUUUAUGAUCAAGAGAUUUUGAAUAAACAUAGAAAAAAUAAAUACAAAAAUCAAUGGUAAUAAGAUAUUUAAUCAAUUUUAUCUAAUUAUUAUUAAUUUUUUUGA
This is a messenger RNA of Paramecium sonneborni, 1730 nucleotides long. The record is from the annotation of a GenBank genome assembly. NCBI's taxonomy places the organism in Eukaryota, Ciliophora, Oligohymenophorea, Peniculida, Parameciidae.